CCAUCGUGCAUCACCAUGGCGAGUUGCUCCUUCGCUCGAGACCAAGUGACAAGGAGACUGAGAACUGCAGCAGCGGCUACAGCUACAGCUCUAGCUGCAGUGGCGACCACCCCACUUCUUUCCUCGGGAACCCCAACCGCACUCAUUGGGACCGGGUCUUCUUGUCCGGGAGCCAUGUGGCUCUCCACGGCCACUGGCUCCCGGUCACACUCCGAGUCCGAUGAAGAGGACCUCCCCGUCGGCGAUGAAGUCUGCAAACGCGGCUACCUGCGGAAGCAGAAGCAUGGGCACAGGCGCUACUUCGUACUCAAACUAGAGACCGCCGACGCCCCAGCUCGGCUGGAAUACUACGAAAAUGCCAGGAAGUUCCGGCACAGUGUCCGCGCUGCGGCGGCUGCAGCAGCGGCGGCCGCCUCGGGCACCGCGGCUCCGGCUCUCAUCCCACCGCGGCGCGUGAUCACCCUGUACCAGUGCUUUUCGGUGAGCCAGCGAGCCGACGCAAGGUACCGACACCUCAUCGCUCUUUUCACCCAAGAUGAGUACUUCGCUAUGGUGGCCGAAAACGAGUCAGAGCAAGAGAGCUGGUACUUGCUGCUCAGCCGCCUCAUCCUCGAGAGCAAGCGCCGCCGCUGCGGCACACCCUGCGCACAGCUGGAGGGAGAGCCGGCCUCGCUGGGGGCGGUAGCGGCGGCGGAGCCACCCUUCUACAAAGAUGUGUGGCAGGUAGUAGUCAAACCCAGGGGGCUGGGGCAUAGAAAAGAGCUGAGCGGCGUGUUCCGGCUCUGUCUUACCGACGAGGAGGUUGUAUUUGUGAGGCUGAAUACCGAAGUGGCCAGCGUGGUCGUCCAGCUCCUGAGCAUCCGUCGCUGUGGGCACUCUGAGCAGUAUUUCUUCUUGGAAGUCGGUAGGUCCACCGUCAUCGGUCCGGGGGAGCUCUGGAUGCAGGUCGAUGACUGUGUGGUGGCCCAAAACAUGCAUGAGCUCUUUUUGAAGAAGAUGAGAGCCUUAUGUGCAGACGAAUACCGCGCCCGCUGCCGAAGCUACAGCAUCAGCAUCGGGGCCCACCUGUUAACCCUGCUGUCCACUAGGAGGCACCUGGACAUGCUGCCGCUGGAGCCCGGCGGCUGGCUCAGAAGGUCCCGCUUUGAGCAGUUUUGCCACCUCAAGGCCAUCGGUGACGGGGAGGACGAGAUGCUCCUUACCAGGCACUCCGUACCACCCAGAGAGCCUGUUCCCCACUCCAGGAGAGGAAGACUGCACCUGCCCAGAGAGCGCAGGUCCAGGAGAGCGAUUUCAGUGCCAGCCAGCUUUUUCCGACGCCUAGCACCCAGCCCAGUGCAUGCUCAGCAGCCUGCAGAAACCCCCAGCAACAGAGCUUGCGGGUUUUCUGAAGCAUCUAGUUCCGGUUCUGGCAACUCUGCAGAAGAAGGCAACUGUCAAGGCCAGGAGGGUCAGGAAGGAAGCCCAGGUGACUACAUGCCCAUGAACAAUUGGGGCUCAGGAAAUGGCUGGGGCUCAGGAGGUGGCCAGGGCUCAAGUGGCCAAGGCUCCAGUAGCCAGAGCUCAGGAGGAAACCAGUGCUCAGGCACAGGGAAGGGCUUCCGAGGUGGCCACGGCUCCAGUGGUGGCCAGGGUUCAAGCAGCCAGGGCUCAGGGGCCGAGGGUGCAGGAGGACACCAGUGUUCAGGAGAUGGCCAGGGCCCUGCAGGUGGGCAUGGUUCAGGCAGUGGCCAGGGAGCUAGUGGUGGGCACGGCUCAGGUAGUGGCCAAGGACCAGGAGAUGGCCAUAGCUCAGGUGGUGGUAAGAACUCUGGAGGGAGCAAAGGCUCAGGAAGUGGGAAAGACUCUGAUCGCAAUGGUGAAAGGGCAAAAUCUCUGAAGAGAAGAUCCUACUUUGGCAAAUUAAUUCAAAGCAAACAACAGCAACUGCCACCACCUCCACCACCUCCACCUCCACCAGCACCAGCUGGAGCAACUGGUGGAAAAGGGAAGUCUGGGGGAAGAUUCCGGCUUUAUUUUUGUGCUGACAGAGCAGCCACAAAAGAGCACAAAGAAGCCAAAGAAGUCAAAGAUGCAGAGACCCUGGAAGGUGCAGCUUGGGGUCCCCAAAGAGCUUUUGAUGAAGACGAGGAUGACCCAUACAUGCCAAUGAGACCAGGGGUGGCUGCCCCUCUGGAAAGCUCCAGUGAUUAUAUGCCAAUGGCUCCUCAAAAUGUUUCUGCUUCAAUAAAGUGCCACUCUCGAUCCCCUUUUGAAGAUUCAAGAGGGUACAUGAUGAUGUUUCCUAGAGUAACCCCACCACCUGCCCCAGUUCCUCCAAAAGCAUCUGAUCCUGAUAAAAAGGAUGACUGUAAGGACAAUGACAGUGACAGUGAUUACAUGUUUAUGGCUCCUGGAGCCGGUGCAAUUCCAAAACCACCCCAAAAUCCUCAGGGAGGCUCUUCCUCCAAAAGUUGGAGCUCCUACUUCUCUCUGCCAAAUCCUUUUCGGAGCUACCCAUUGGGACAGAGUGACCACAGUGAGUAUGUACCAAUGUUAUCUGGAAAACUCCUGGGGAAGGGCCUAGACAAAGAAGCAGUGUCAAUCAGGGGACCCAAAUAUUCAGCUUCAACGCCUUCAGUUGAGGGCUUUGAAGCUGCCCUCCAGUCGUUCUCAAAGCCUGGAGAUGAGGAUUCACCUUCAAAGCCUUUAGAUGAUGGGUCCCCCAAGGACAAGGCUAAGAGACCUAACCGACAUUUUUUUAUUACAAAAGGAAAUAAAAUCGAGGCAAAACCCCAAAAGUCCACACAUGAACAGAAAGAGGCUGACAGCUCUAGUGACUACAUCAACUUUGACUUCACUAAAAGAAGUAGCAAUACACCAGCCCCCUUUAUUCAAGGACUGCCACAUUUGUCUGGCAUAAUUGCUAACCCCAGACAGUCACCCUUUUCUCAUUACAUGAAUAUUGAGUUCAGAGUGCCAUUUCGAAAUGCAGGAAACAUCCUCUCAAAUAUUUUAAGAGCUAUUCCAGGUGCCAACCGCUUCUUUCUGGACGGUGCUAGGUGGCCACUUCUGCCUCUUCUUACCUGUGCUACAGGUAGCAAUGCUCAUGAGGAAGGGUGUGAGUACAUUGAAGUGAUGUUCAACCCAGCAAUGACACCAGCCUUGUCUUUUGGUGACCGUGCCAUUCGCUAUGAUGCUGAAACAGGUCGAAUCUAUGUGGUCGACCCAUUUUCUGAGUGCUGUAUGAACACUUCUCUCUACCCCAGCCACUGCUCCGAACCACCACCUGUAGCUAGGCUGCUGCAGGAAGAAGAACUGGAGAGAAGACGCCCACAAAGCUUUUCGCAAAGUAUCUUUGAAUCCGCCAGAGCUGCUGUCUCGGCUUUCCCAACCGACAGCCUGGAGAGAGACCUCUCUGCCUCCUUAGGCUCUGCCGCAGCGGUGGUCCCAGCGCCCACCUUACCCGUGGGUCCGGCUCUAGCCGCCGCCUCCACCCUCCCCGCGACCCCCGGCAUGGGCGCAGCCGCCUUGGGCUUCGAGGCUGCCCCUGGAUUUAACUCUGCCUCCGUCCGCUGGUUCCAACCUGUAGCUAAUGCUGCUGGUGCCGAAGCGGUAAGGGGUGCCCGGGUCGAUGCUGGUGGUUCGAACCCUAGAUCCAGAAACCCAUCUGCAGACCUUGCCAGAGAUGAGAACGGGGCUAACAGGGCUGCUUUUGCAGCUGCCGCUCCCCCACUACCACCUCGCCACUGGUUGCCGAGACUCCCCGCGCGAGAAGAUUCUGACGAAGAUGACCCGUACGUGAGAAUGGACUUUGCCAGACCUGAGGACAAGAAGUUCGACUCUCCCCCAAAAGAGUGAUAACAUCACCACAAAAACACAUUUUAGAAGAAAAGUGAUGUUUAUGGAGUUUCAUCUUUGUCUACUCCAGAUCUGCCUAAAAGAAAGAAAAUUCAGAGGCUUCUGAAUAGAAAGCAACCUGAAUUUCUAAAAGCCUACAAGUGGAUGCUGGCAGUUGAAUGAUCAUAACACAGAUAAUUCUUACUGCUGCAGUAUGGAUCCAGUGAUUUUUGAAUUUUUGUACUUUGUUUUUGUUUUCUGGUUUCCUUCCCCAAUCUGUCUCUUUUAAAGGAAACGAAUACUGUAAGAGUAAACAUCUUACAACUCUUUCCCCCUCUUUACAAAAACAUUAUUUACAUAUGUAUACAUGUGGCCAAUAUCAAUUUUACUGAUGUAUAAUGCUUAGAUUUAGUUUUGAAGUUGAACAUUUUUUAAAUGAGAGCAGAUAAAGAAAAGUUGUGUUCAUAAAAUGGUAGGUAUGAUCUGGAUUUUUUUUUUCUUUCUACGUAGUAC
Messenger RNA from Miniopterus natalensis, 4332 nucleotides. It is a transcript of the gene IRS4, whose product is annotated as insulin receptor substrate 4. Gene Ontology annotation, biological process: insulin receptor signaling pathway. Gene Ontology annotation, molecular function: insulin receptor binding; phosphatidylinositol 3-kinase binding. The record is from RefSeq and is a predicted model, not a curated record. Gene Ontology annotation, cellular component: plasma membrane; cytosol. Lineage: Eukaryota; Metazoa; Chordata; Mammalia; Chiroptera; Miniopteridae.